Messenger RNA from Cololabis saira (Pacific saury), 4791 nucleotides. Its product is annotated as tumor necrosis factor receptor superfamily member 6B-like. Bases 55 to 1401 code for a protein of 448 amino acids. Gene Ontology annotation, biological process: defense response to Gram-positive bacterium; positive regulation of cytokine production involved in immune response; signal transduction. Lineage: Eukaryota; Metazoa; Chordata; Actinopteri; Beloniformes; Belonidae. Gene Ontology annotation, cellular component: membrane; external side of plasma membrane. The transcript has 12 exons. Gene Ontology annotation, molecular function: protein binding; transmembrane signaling receptor activity. The record is from RefSeq and is a predicted model, not a curated record.
GAGAGUCUCACAUGUCAUCGGACAGAAUAUCAGACUGGGAAUGAAUGCUGUCCAAUGUGUCCUGCUGGAAGUCGAGUUAAAACCCACUGCACAGAGUUCAGAAGUACAUCAUGUCUCCCCUGUGAAGAUGCGACUUUCAUGGACAAACUUAAUGGACUGAAACAAUGUCAUCAAUGUUCUAACUGUGAUUCUGGUUCUGGUCUGAAAAUAAGGUUGCCGUGUACACCAACAUCAGAUACCGUGUGUGAACCGGUGGAGGGAUUCUUCUGUAUCGACCCUGGAAGUCCAGGCUGCACAGCAGCUCAGAAACACAGGAGCUGUGAACCGGGACAAUACAUCAGAGAGAGAGAUGCUGGAUUGGUGUGUUUGAAGUUCAAAAUCUCAGUGAGAUGGUUUCUUCAGCUCAAGAAGACUUGUUACGUUCUUCAUAAAAUGACUUUAAGAGGAAAACAUUUGACGGCUAUAACCAUGCUGAUAAUUGUGACCACAGUCUUCAGUGUUCAAACUCUCAGGUGUCAUCUGACUGAAUAUCAGACUGGGAACAAAUGCUGUCGUAAUUGUCAUACUGGAAGACGAGUUCAAACCGACUGUACAGAGUCCAUAACCAGAUCAUGUCUCCGCUGUGAAGAUGGGACUUUCAUGGACAGACCUAAUGGACUUAAAAAAUGUCAUCAAUGUACUAACUGUGAUUUAGGUUCUGGUCUGAAAGUAAAGUGGCCGUGUACACCAGCAUCAGAUACCGUGUGUGAACCGAUGGAGGGAUUCUUCUGUAUCAGCACACGUCGAGGCUGCACAGCAGCGCAUAAACACGGGAGCUGUGAACCGGGACAAUACAUCAGAGAGAGAGGAAACGCCUCCUCAGACACCGAGUGCUCCGACUGCAGCAGUGGAACAUUUUCAAAUGGAACGUUGACGUCUUGUCAGCCGCACACACAAUGUGAAACAAACCACCUUCAGGUGAUAAAAGCAGGAACAGCUUCAACUGAUGCAGAAUGUGGAGAACAAUCGUUCACAACUCCAAUCCUGGCAGGAGCAGUUGUUCCUGUUGUUUUUUUAUGUCUGGUUGUCGUGGCGUUAAUCAUCUACAGAAAGAAGUUAAUAAAAUACGUACAAGGAUUUGUUGGAAAAGUUGGAAAGAUCAAACAGAAUGGACACAACAAUAUAACAAUAACACAACACAACAAUAUAAAUCGAAGCAUGGGAGAAGAGGAUGGAAAUGGAGGAAACAGAGAAUUGCAGAUUUUAACAGAAGAAGGUUCAAACCUGGUUUCCGGUUUCCUCCCAGGGUCCAAAAACAUGCAUGCUAGAAUUGAUGAUUCUAAAUUGCCCGUAGGUGUGAGUGUGUCUGGUUGUUUGUCUGAAUAUGUGGCCCGGCGAUGGACUGGUGAACUGUCCAGGUGAACCCCUGCCUCUCGCCUGAAAAUAGCUGGGAUAGACUCCAGCAGACCCCCAUGACCCUGCAAAGGAUAAAGCGGGUAUAGAUAAUGGAUGCAUGGAAGUUUCAAACCUUGCACAGUAAAACUACUUCCUGCAUGUCACAUCUGUUUACUGUUGAGUAAAUGUGCUUCAGAGUCCAGUUAAAGUCCAGCUGGAAGCUGACACGUUGUCUUCACAGUGUUCAGAAAUCCCACAAUAAGCUGCUUCACCUCAACACGUACCAUCCAUCUGAUCUCACUGUGCACAGAUUAAAUUAGUGAAGGAAGUGACAUCAGGGGAAACAUCUGCUGAGGAAUCAGUAAAGUUUGAUCUUAAAAAUACAGACUGGAAUCUUUAACUUGCAGCAGAAAUGAUCAUUAAACUCCCUGCUGACGGCGUCGUGCUGCAUGAGACUUUUUAUCUGGACGUUGUUGACGUUGAAGACAGAAACUAACCUGACAUGGGAGAGACUGAAACCAUCAAUGCAUCAUUACUGGAAUACCUGCUGAUAUCAUCAGACAGGAAGGACAUAUUUUCUGAACCAGAAAUCCUGAUCCAGACAGCUGACAGCUGCUUGAUGAAGAAGAGAACGCUGUUGCCUCACAGAGGGAAGGUUUCAGGUUCAAAUCCUGGCUGGAACUGUCUAUGUAUGGAGUUAGAAGGUUCUUCACGUGGUUUCUUCAGAUACUCCAGCUUACAGACCAGCAACCAGCAGGUUCUGGAGACGGGAGUCUAAGUUAACUGUCAGAGUGAGCAUCAUUGUUUCUGUGGGGUCCUGUGAUGACCUGCAGACAUGUUCAAUGUACCACGCCUUCAGCCUGAUGGCGGUGAGACUCACUUCACCAUAUGUUUUCAUGUACUUUGGAGUUUGUAAAAGUGUUUGAUAUCUUGUAAAGGUUUUUUUAUAGUUGUAAAUAAGCUUGUGUUUUCUAUCAGUUUGUUUUAUUUGUACAUUUAUUUUCCUAACUCAUUCACUGCAGUAAGGCCAGGCAAGGCAAGUUUAUUCAUAUAGCUUAAUUCAACAACAAGGUGAUUCACAGUGCUUUACAAAGAUAUUAAAACAUACAUAAAAAGCAUGAUUUAAAGUUUAAACAAAUAAUAAGACUUCAUCAGACAUCACUUAAAAAUGAUUUAACAAAUGAGAUGCAAUAAAAUAAAGUUUGCAGUGCAUUGUGGGAGAUUACUGAAAUGCAGCAGUAAAUAAAAAUGUUUUCAACCUUGACUUGAAGCAGCCCUGAUGCAUUCUGGGAGUUUUUUCCACAGGUGAGGAGCAUAAAAGCUGAGCGCUGCAUCACCGUGUUUGGUUUUAAGUCUGGAUACAGAAAGUAGGCGUGACCCUGACGGCCUGAGGGUUCUGGUUGGUUCAUGAUGGACCAGGAGAUCAGAGAUCUAUUAUGGACCGAGACCGAGAUUUCUAAACCAACAUCUGGACUUAACAUCUGUAACAUCUGACAGGAAAACCAGUAAAGAUCUAAGAACUGGAGUUGUAUUGUCCACUCUCUUGGUCUUAGUGAGGACUCAGGUCUUAGUGAGGACUCAGGUCUUAGUGAGGACUCAGGUCUUAGUGAGGACUCAGGUCUUAGUGAGGACUCAGGUCUUAGUGAGGACUCAGGUCUUAGUGAGGACUCAGGUCUUAGUGAGGACUCAGGUCUCCUGGUCUUAGUGAGGACUCAGGUCUUAGUGAGGACUCUGGUCUUAGUGAGGACUCAGGUCUCCUGGUCCUAGUGAGGACUCAGGUCUUAGUGAGGACUCUGGUCUCCUGGUCCUAGUGAGGACUCAGGUCUUAGUGAGGACUCAGGUCUCCUGGUCCUAGUGAGGACUCAGGUCUCCUGGUCUUAGUGAGGACUCAGGUCUCCUGGUCUUAGUGAGGACUCAGGUCUUAGUGAGGACUCUGGUCCUAGUGAGGACUCAGGUCUCCUGGUCUUAGUGAGGACUCAGGUCUUAGUGAGGACUCUGGUCUUAGUGAGGACUCUGGUCUUAGUGAGGACUCAGGUCUUAGUGAGGACUCUGGUCUUAGUGAGGACUCUGGUCUUAGUGAGGACUCAGGUCUUAGUGAGGACUCUGGUCUUAGUGAGGACUCAGGUCUUGGUGAGGACUCUGGUCUUAGUGAGGACUCAGGUCUUGGUGAGGACUCUGGUCUUAGUGAGGACUCAGGUCUCCUGGUCUUAGUGAGGACUCAGGUCUUAGUGAGGACUCUGGUCCUAGUGAGGACUCUGGUCUUAGUGAGGACUCAGGUCUUGGUGAGGACUCUGGUCUUAGUGAGGACUCAGGUCUUGGUGAGGACUCUGGUCUUAGUGAGGACUCAGGUCUCCUGGUCUUAGUGAGGACUCAGGUCUUAGUGAGGACUCUGGUCCUAGUGAGGACUCUGGUCUUAGUGAGGACUCUGGUCUUAGUGAGGACUCUGGUCUCCUGGUUGCUGGUGCAACAUUAUCUCAGUUUUAUUUGUUCUUCAAUUUCUUUACAAUCUUCUUUUCUCCACAAUAUCUCCAUGCAUCGUUUUAAACGAUUUUAGUUCUUUUAAACGUUUUUUCUCUUAGACUAGCAUUUUAUUAUUACUGUUUUAACUAUGUAUUGUGGAGCACGACCCAGCAUAAGCUUUUCACAAUGCAUGUACUUGUACAUUCUGUGUGACAAAUAAACACCUUGAACCUUGAACCUUGAACCAUCAGUUUUAGGACCUAAUAAAAUGUCGGUACUUAAACACACCUAUGAAGCGUAUCUCAGCACUGGCCACGCCUACGUGUAGAGCUCUGAGCUCCUUAUUAUAUAAUGUAAGGACAGUUUAUAGAGCAUAGUGCAUAGCCCUUUAUUUCUGAAUAUACACCCAAUAACAUAUGGAGGGUAUUGUGGGUUCAAUGUGUUGCCCAAGAGUCGUACAAGGAAUGAGGAGUGAUCAUUUCCCAAUCAGAAAGAUAUGUUCUGCUUCCCCCUUACGCUUUUUGUGUCUUACAGAGGCCGUACUUCCUUUUUCAGACGGCUGUAAUAACAUGUUUUCUACUUUGACUUCAUGCAGAAGCAAUCCCAUCACAUGACUUGUGGUUGUUGGGGACACAGAGUGCUACCAGAGCAGACAGAGUGAUUGAAACACAUACAAGUACAGAGUACAGAGAACAGAGUUCAAGUGUGAUAAAUGAGUUGUCCAGGUUUCAGUUUUGUUAUUAGUGUUGACAAGCUGUUACUUUCACCUUUUCUUUUUUUUUUUAUGAGGGGGAUUUUUUAAUCUUUUGUAAUUUUGUACAGGAAAGAUUUUUGUUGGACUGUAAGAGCAAACAGACUGGCCUUUUUAUUUUGUAUAAUUUUAUUCUAUAUUUUUAUUUUGCUGUUCAAACCUUUUUUGUUUAAUAAACUAUAUUAUUAAGGAUUUUCUAUAUUUAU